This is a messenger RNA of Rangifer tarandus platyrhynchus (Svalbard reindeer), 1014 nucleotides long. Lineage: Eukaryota; Metazoa; Chordata; Mammalia; Artiodactyla; Cervidae. The record is from the annotation of a GenBank genome assembly.
AUGGCGCUGCAGGCGCUGCAGAGCUCGGGGGUGGCCUUCCGCAAGAUCCUGUCUCACUUCCCGGAGGAGCUGAGCCUGGCUUUCGCCUACGGCUCGGGGGUGUACCGCCAGGCGGGGCCCAGCUCAGACCAGAAGAAUGCAGUGCUGGACUUUGUCUUCGCAGUUGAUGACCCUGUCGCGUGGCAUUCAGAGAACCUGAAGAAAAACUGGAGCCACUACUCCUUGCUGAAAGUGCUGGGGCCCAGGAUUAUCACUGCUGUCCAGAAUAACUACGGUGCUGGGGUUUACUACAACACGUUGAUCGCAUGUGACGGGAGGCUUAUCAAAUAUGGAGUUAUUAGCACCAGUGUUUUGAUCGAAGAUCUCCUCAACUGGAAUAACCUAUACAUUGCUGGUCGACUCCAAAAACCAGUGAAGAUCGUGGCGAUGAAUGAGGAUGUGGCUCUCCGCUCAGCCCUGGAUCAAAACCUGAAGAGCGCUGUGACCGCGGCCUUCCUCAUGCUCCCGGAAAGCUUUUCUGAGGAAGACCUGUUUACAGAGAUCGCCGGCCUCUCCUACUCAGGUGACUUUCGGAUGGUGGUUGGAGAGGAUAAGGCGAAAGUGUUGAACAUCGUGAAGCCCAACAUGGCCCACUUCCGGGAUCUGUACGGCCGCAUUCUGCAGGAGAGCCCCCAGGUGGUGUAUCAGGCCCAGCGGGGCAGCCUGGAGAUCGAUAAAAGCCCAGAAGGACAAUUCACUCAGCUAAUGACAUUGCCCAAAACCUUACAGCAGCAAAUAAAUCAUAUUAUGGACCCUCCUGGAAAAAACAGAGAUGUGGAAGAGACUUUAUUCCAAGUUGCUCAUGACCCCGACUGUGGCGACGUGGUGCGUCUAGGGCUCGCAGCAAUUGUGAGACCUUCCAGUAUCAGACAGAGCACCAAAGGCGUUCUCACUGCCGGUCUGAAGAAAUCAGUGGUUUAUAGCUCACUCAAACUGCAUAAAAUGUGGAAAGGAUGGCUGAGAAAAACGUCCUGA